UUUUAUAACAGAAAAAAUUUUCAAAGUUUUAUUGUAUUUCUAUUAUAUCCAAAUUGGUUGUUGAAAAAAGGAAGAGACAUAAAGAGUAAAGAAAGGCAUUAUCUUACUAUUUGUCUAGCGUUCCCCGAAAGCAUUUAAGGUAAGCGCAGUGUAGUAGGAUACACGAAUACAAAUAGUAUCAAUUAUCACAUAUAAUUGCGGUGUUGUCUUAAAUAUAAUUGAAAAGUUAGUAAUAAAAUGGAAAUGGAAAUGAAAAUAGAAAUGCCAGAUACCGUCAAACAAGAAUUGCCAACUGAACAAGUCGAUUCCAAGUCACCCGAAAAAUCGAGUAAGAUAACUGGCUUUGUAAAAUGGUUCAACGCGAAGAAGGGAUUUGGUUUCAUUAAGAGAAAGGAUACUAAUGAAGAUGUUUUCAUGCAUCAUAGUGCAAUAAUGAAAGACGAUUCAAAAAAGCUGGUGCGGUUUAUAGCAGAUGAUGAGGAAUUACACUUCGAUGUUAUCACAGAUGCAAGAGGUAGCCGAGCUGAAAAUAUUACCGGCCCUACAGGGCAACCUGUACGUGGUGGACAAUUCUCUGGCAAUAGAUACAGAAAUGGACGUACCCUUUCACGUUUGCAAUUAAUUAAAUCUCCAAACACUAAAAAUAUAAUUGCAGAAAGGGUCAUCGGUAUAGUGAAGUGGUAUAAUAUAAAGAUUCGGUAUGGUUUUAUACAUAGAUGUGAUACCAAUGAAGAGGUCUUUGCACAUCAAAAUGGUAUUUAUAAAUACAAUCGUAAGAAGAUGGUUCGUUCACUUGGCGAUGGUGAAAUUGUUGAAUUUGAUGUCAUAUCAGGAACAAAAGAUAAUGUAGCGAUUAAUAUAACUGGGCCAGCUGGAGUACCAGUACGUGGCAGUUCAUUCAUUGUUAACAAGAGUGACUUUUAUAGAAUUGGUACCCUAAAUCAACGUGGCUUUAAUGGUGCAGCAGGCAAUCAACAGAAUAACAAUAAAAAGAUUGUGAAUAAGUGAUAAUAUAUAAUUGAAAUUUAAU
This is a messenger RNA of Teleopsis dalmanni, 1030 nucleotides long. RefSeq names its product Y-box-binding protein 2-B-like. Gene Ontology annotation, cellular component: nucleus. Gene Ontology annotation, biological process: regulation of gene expression. The coding region runs from base 238 to 1008 and encodes 256 amino acids. Lineage: Eukaryota; Metazoa; Arthropoda; Insecta; Diptera; Diopsidae. The record is from RefSeq and is a predicted model, not a curated record. The transcript is spliced from 2 exons. Gene Ontology annotation, molecular function: nucleic acid binding.